AUGUAUAGAAUUAAAUAAGGUUAAAAAAUUUGUAAUCCUGUUUAGGAUUUUCCUUCUAGAAGUUUUUAGAUUAAGUCAUAACUUGGAAAAGGAGAAGAAGGUUAAGUUUAUUUGGCAAAACCAGAAAAUUGGAACAAGAAUUUUGAUGUUGCUUUAAAAAUUUAAGAAUCAGUCAAUGAAACAGAAUAUGAUUUUAUAACAAAGUUGAUAGAUAUAUAAAACAACAGAGAUGAGUUAGGAUCAUAAACCUAUAGACCUACAAAUAUAAUUAGAAUAUUUGAUUUAUUUAAUUACUAAGGUCUAACUAUUUAGGUGAUGGAAGUCGGAGAUUUAAAUCUAUUUGAAUAUAUGAAGAAAAAUUAAUAAACACUAAGUCAUGAAUAGAAAAUGUAAAUUUGUUAUCAAGUAUAUAUUUAAUUAAAUUAAGUUACUUAAUGCUAUUAGCUAUAUUCAUGAGAAAGGAUUAAUACAUAGAGAUAUAAAAGGAGAAAACUUUAUUUUAGUAGGGAAGGAAUUUAAACUUAUUGAUUUUGGGUUAUUAAGUGUAAAGAAUAGAUUGAUGACUUCAAAGGGUGGGACUAGAAUAUUUUAAGCUCCUGAAUUAUUAGAAUCAGAUAAAGGAGAAUUAUAUACAUAAGCAAUAGAUACUUGGGCACUUGGAUGUGUAUUUUAUGAAAUUUUUGGAGAGUAAGAAUUAUUUCCCUGUCAUAAAAUGUCUGUAUCACUUGAUUUAAUCAAAAAUCAUAAAAAAGAUUAAAAUUAUAUAUACUCUAUUAUUGAUAAUUUAAAAGUAAGUUAAUAAUGGAAGGAAUUAAUAAAAUAAAUGCUUCAUCCCAAAUAAAUGUCAAGAAUUAAUGUGAAGGAUUGUAUGAAAAAAGUUAAACUUUUUAUAUAAUUAGAGUCAGAUCCAACUAUGAUUAAAACAUUGAAUAAUUUAAAAAAGAAAGAAUAAAAGAAUGAUUAGGAACUAUAAUAAAAUGAUUUUCUAAUUAUUUAGCAAAUAUAAGAAUAAGAAUUUAACAACACUAUUAAAGAAAAAAAUUAAACGAUUAGAUAAUUAGGAACUUAAAUCAGAAAUUUUGAAGAAUAAAUAGAAGAUUAAAAGAAUAAAAUUUAUACCUUAGAGAAAAAAAUAAGUAAAUUAGAAACAGAAAAUAAAAAUUUAAAAUAAUAAAAUGAGGAGUCUACAAAUAGAAUUAGGUAAUACGAAGAUUAAAUUUAAAUGUAAUAUAUAAAUUAAAAUAAGAGCAAUUUACAAAUUUAAAAUUAUAUGAAUUAGUAAGCAAAUAGUUUCAUGAAUUAAUAAGCACAAUCUUUUUUUUAAUAGAAAUAGAUUUUAGAAAAUGAAAUAUAAAUACUGAAAAAAAAAAAUUUGGAAUUAGAAGAUAAACUUAAAUCUAAUAUAUUUGAUAGUUCUAAAUCAAAUUAAGAAACAAUUCAAGUCAAACUAAAAAAUCAAAAUGUCGAAUAAAACUCCAUAAUAGAGUAAGUUAAAUUUUUGGAAAAAUUAAUUGAAAAUGAAAAGAAUGAGAUUACAAAUUUAGAAUAAUCAUUAAAAAAUUUUUAAGCAAUCCAAAAAAUCUUAAAUUUUAAUAAUAUAAUGUUAAAUUCAUAAAUAAUUGAUUUAGAAAAACUUAUAUAAGAAAAAAAAUCAAAGAAUUAAAAUUAUGAAAAAAUCUAGUUAGAAAUUUAAAAAUUAGAUCAAUAAAAAAUAUAAUCACCUUAAUUUUAAAUUUAGGAUCCUUAAUUAUAGCAGUAAUAAGGUAUGUUUUAUACAUAAUAAGAAAAAAUUUAUGGUUCUCAAGAAGAUUUUCUUCAAAAAUAAUAUAAAUAAUUGAAUUAACAAUAAAAAGUUCCAACAAUGCCUUAAAUAUAAUAGAUAUAAUAAAAUUAAAAUAAUAUUUUGAGACCAUAAUUUAACUAAGGAUCAAAUCUAUAAUUAAAUUUGAUAAAUCCAGUUGUUUUCAAUGCGGGAUAAAACUAAAUUUAGCAAUAAUAGAAUUUUAUUAUUUGA
Molecule: messenger RNA, 2014 nt
Organism: Paramecium sonneborni
Lineage: Eukaryota; Ciliophora; Oligohymenophorea; Peniculida; Parameciidae
Source: the annotation of a GenBank genome assembly